AUGUCCACCUCUCCCGCCAUUUCCCGUCUCCCACCUCUUCCCGCUCUCCGCGACUUCAUUCACAUGUACAAAUUGCAAGCCAAAAAAAUCCUGUCACAAAACUAUUUGAUGGAUAUGAAUAUAACGCGAAAAAUUGUGCGACAUGCAAAAGUUCGUGAAAAUGAUUGGGUUGUGGAAAUCGGUCCGGGACCCGGUGGAAUUACACGUGGAAUAUUGGAGAGUGGAUGUGGACGAUUGGAUGUUGUGGAGAUUGAUCGGAGGUUUAUUCCGCCGUUGGAAUAUGUGGCAGAAGCGGCGGGAGAAGGAAGGUUGAAUAUUCAUCAUGAGAAUGCGUUGAAAUGUGAUGUCGGAGAGUUUUGGCAGGUGGGUAAUUGGGGUUGUGAGGAUUUGGGAAAUUUUUUAUUUGUUACAUUUUUCGCCCCAAAAAUUCAGUAAGGUUACGAUAAAUUUUGUCCUAAAUGUUUCAAUUUUAUACGAAAGAAAUUCCCAAAUUUAAACACUGACUUUUCGCGCCAAAAAUCCAAUAAGAUUACUGUAGAUUUUGGAGCGAAAUUUUUGAAAUUCUAAAAUUUUCAAAAAAAAAAUGUUUUACGUCCAAAAUUCAAUAGAUUUUGGCGCCAAUGUUUUGAGUUUUGAUUUAAAUCUUUAAUGAAUUUUUUAAGAAAAAAUUCUCAAAAUUUCACAAAAUUUCAGCGCUCUAAAUUUCAAAUUCCCUCAUUUUUUCAGAACGAAGAACACCGUCCACCUUCGAUUCCUUGGAAAAAUGCCAAUUUACCAAAUAUGCAUAUAAUUGGAAAUUUGCCAUUUAACAUUGCUUCUCCAUUAGUUAUCAAAUAUUUAAAAGCAAUGUCAUAUCGAAGAGAAAUUUGGAAAUAUGGAAGAGUUCCGCUAACUUUGACUUUUCAAUUGGAGGUUGGUUUGAUCACGAAAAUUCUGUGUAUUAGAUUUCUAGACAAAAAUUUGGAAUUUUUAAUUUUCGAAUAAUUUUUCCCCGUUUUUUUGCAGGUCGCCAAACGUAUCUGUUCGCCAAUCGCCUGCUCAACCCGUUCGCGCAUCUCAAUAAUGUCACAAUACAUUUCCGAACCCGAAAUCGUCUUCAAAAUCCCCGGUUCUUGUUUUGUCCCAUCGCCAGAUGUUGAUGUUGGAGUUGUUCGAUUUGUUCCCCGAAAAACACCGCUGAUUAAAGCGCCUUUUGAAAUUAUUGAGAAAAUGUGUCGACAAGUUUUUCAUUAUCGACAAAAAUUUAUGAUUAAAGGUACAUACAAAUUUAAUUUUCGAAUAAAAAAAUUAUAAAGAAAAUUCUAAUUCUCAUCCCAUUUUCCAGGAUUGAAAACCUUGUAUCCAAAAGAACUGGAAAUGGAAUUAUCGCACGAACUAUUGAAAUCCUGUAGAAUUGAUCCAACUAUGACAUCGAUUUCUUUGGGAAUUGAACAGUUUGCCGAUUUAUCAGAGGGUUAUUAUGAGCAAUGCAAGAGGUUGGGCUUUUUAAAAUUUUAAACUUGCUUCCUGAGCUCUGAUCUCACAAGUUUUUUUUUUAUCAAAAAAUGACUCGUGGCAAAAUUAGGAAGGCUUCCUAAUUUUACCAUGGAUGAAGUCAUCGAUAAAUUUUUCAAAAAAAAAAAAAUAUUUAAAUUUGAAAAUUUAAAUUUUCUCCAAAUCGCCUAUUUUUUUCCAGAAUUCCCGGCUUGUUUCACUACGAUUACACUCGUCCAAAAAUAACCAUCGAAAAUUUGUCCCAAAAACCAAUGCCCGAAAUGAUCGAAUUUCUCGAUGAAAAAGAACAGGAAAAUAAUGUUGAGGCCGAAAAAUGGUCAUUGAAAGAUUUCACUGUUUCAUAA
Messenger RNA from Caenorhabditis angaria, 1838 nucleotides. NCBI's taxonomy places the organism in Eukaryota, Metazoa, Nematoda, Chromadorea, Rhabditida, Rhabditidae. The record is from the annotation of a GenBank genome assembly.